CUACCUUUUCUCGCUGCUUCCUCACUACAACAAUGGCGAUUGGCAACGCUCUCUACAACACCAUCUUCAAGCGAAACAGUGUCUUCGUGUCCACUGUCUUCGUCGGUGCUUUCGCCUUCGGCAUUGGAUUCGACACUGGUGUCUCCAAGUUCUUCGACUACUGGAACAAGGGCAAACAAUGGAAGGACAUCCGCCAUAAAUACGUCCAGGAAGAGUGAACUACCGACAACACUUCUGGAUCUCCGUCAUGAGCCCUAAAACCAUGCAACACGCUAGAACCUCCUGCCGAGCAACCCACACACCAGGGCUCACCAGUCGAGGCCGUACCAUAAGAGAGUAUAAAUUGUAUUGGAAGCAGUCCAUAUAGAGCGCUCUAAUCACAUUCCUUGCUUUCCUUGG
Molecule: messenger RNA, 399 nt
Organism: Coprinopsis cinerea okayama7#130
Lineage: Eukaryota; Fungi; Basidiomycota; Agaricomycetes; Agaricales; Psathyrellaceae
Exons: 4
Coding region: 33-218 (61 amino acids)
Biological process (GO): mitochondrial electron transport, ubiquinol to cytochrome c
Source: RefSeq, a predicted model, not a curated record